ACAUCAUUCAAUUCAUUCACAUUCACAUAAUAAACAUUUAUUUAUGAUGAACAAACCCUAACACCUCAAACACACACACAAAACACACACCUCCGAUCAUCAUAUUCCUUACUUUUUGACGCAAGAUCGAGCUUCAAGUCCUCUCGAAAGAUCCCAGAUCACGACAGGUGUUUACUGAAAUUAGGGUUUUUGAUUGGAUAUUUUUGGGGGUUUUGUGAGGAGGAUAGUAAAGAUGCAAUCGAGGUCGUAUACGAAUCUGUUAGAGUUGGCUUCAGGGAAUUUCCCUGUAAUGGGUAGAGAACGGGAGAGGCGGAAGAUGAUGCCGCGGGUUAUGACGGUUCCCGGGAGUAUUACGGAGCUUGAUGAUGAUCAAGCUAGCAGUGUUGCAUCGGAUAAUCCGUCUUCUCUAGCUAUGGAUAGGAUGAUCAUUGUGGCGAAUCAGUUGCCGUUGAAAUCCAAAAGAAGGGUUGAUAAUAAAGGUUGGAGUUUUAGCUGGGAUGAGGAGUCGUUGCUUUUGCGGAUAAAAGAUGGUUUACCGGACGAAAUGGAGGUUUUAUAUGUUGGAUCGUUGAAUGUUGAUGUUGAUCCGAUUGAACAAGAUGAUGUUGCGCAAGUUUUGUUGGAUAGAUUUGGAUGUGUCCCGACUUUUCUUCCGCCGAAUCUGAUUGAAAAGUUUUAUGACGGUUUUUGUAAAAAGCAGUUGUGGCCUCUUUUUCAUUAUAUGUUACCGUUUUCUGUUGAUCAUGGGGGGAGAUUCGAUCGGUCCAUGUGGGAAGCUUAUGUUGCGGCAAAUAAGUUAUUUUCUCAAAAGGUCAUCGAAGUAAUCAACCCUGAAGAUGACUUCGUUUGGAUUCAUGACUAUCAUUUGAUGGUCUUGCCUACCUUUCUAAGAAGGCGUUUUAAUCGUUUGAGAAUGGGCUUUUUUCUUCAUAGCCCCUUUCCCUCUUCUGAGAUCUACAGGACACUUCCCGUUAGAGAAGAAAUCCUCAAAGCUUUACUCAAUUCCGACCUAAUAGGUUUUCACACUUUUGACUAUGCACGACAUUUCCUUUCGUGUUGCAGCCGUAUGUUUGGGUUGGAGUAUCAAUCAAAGAGGGGGUACAUCGGGUUAGAUUAUUAUGGAAGAACCGUUGGAAUCAAGAUAAUGCCUGUCGGAAUCCAUAUGGGUCAAAUCGAGUCGGUGAUGAAACUUGCUGACAAAGAGUGGAGAGUUGCGGAACUCAAACAACAAUUCGAAGGGAAAACUGUGUUUCUCGGAGUUGAUGACAUGGAUGUUUUUAAAGCCAUUAAUUUAAAGCUUUUAGCAAUGGAACAAUUGUUGAAAACACAUCCAUCGUGGCAGGGGAGAGCGGUUCUUGUGCAAAUUGCAAAUCCCGCUAGGGGUAAAGGCGGGAUAUAUUUGGACGAAAUACAGGCUGAGAUAGAAGAAAGCUGUAAACGUAUCAAUGACCAAUUCGGUAAGCCCGGGUAUCAGCCUAUCGUUUACAUCGACAGCCCUCUCGGUAUCAAUGAACGUGUCGCUUAUUACAGUAUAGCCGAGUGUGUCGUCGUGACCGCCGUUCGAGAUGGGUUGAAUCUAACUCCUUAUGAAUAUAUCGUUUGUCGAGAGGGGAUUUCCGGUUCGGAAACAGGUUCGGAUUCAAACGAGCCGAAAAAGAGCAUGUUGGUUGUAUCGGAGUUUAUCGGGUGUUCACCUUCUUUGAGUGGUGCAAUUCGUGUGAACCCAUGGAACGUUGAAGCGACAGCCGAGGCCAUGAACGAGGCUAUAUCUAUGAGUGAAGCCGAAAAACAGUUGAGGCAUGAGAAGCAUUACCGUUACGUUAGCACACAUAACGUCGGUUAUUGGUCGAAAAGUUUCUUGCAAGAUAUGGAGAGAACUUGUGCAGAUCAUUUCCGAAAAAGAUGUUGGGGGAUCGGUUUGGGAUUCGGGUUCCGGGUCGUGUCGUUAGACCCUAAUUUUCGGAAGCUUUCGAUUGAUGAUAUCGUUUCGGCUUAUAUUAAGGCUAAAAACCGGGCGAUAUUGUUGGAUUAUGAUGGGACAGUGAUGCCGCAAAAUUCGAUUAUUAAGACACCGAGUAGAGAAGUUAUCUCAAUUCUCAAUACGCUUUCGGGAGAUGCAAACAAUAAAGUAUUUAUCGUUAGUGGAAGAGGCAGAGAAAGCUUAAGCAAGGCGUUUUCUCCUUGCAAGAAGCUCGGAAUUGCAGCCGAACAUGGCUACUUCAUGAGGUGGCCGGGAGAUGUGGAAUGGCAAACAUGUGGUCAUAGUAAUGAUUUUGGAUGGAUGCAAAUGGCUGAGCCCGUGAUGAAACUGUACACAGAGGCGACUGACGGUUCGUCUAUUGAAACUAAGGAAAGUGCGUUGGUUUGGCAGUAUCGGGAUGCGGAUCCAGGCUUUGGAUUUGCUCAGGCGAAGGAGAUGUUGGAUCAUCUUGAGAGUGUAUUGGCAAAUGAACCUGUCGCUGUCAAGAGUGGUCAAUAUAUUGUUGAAGUCAAGCCUCAGGAAGCCAGCAAAGGUCUUGUAGCAGAGAAGAUCUUCACAUCAAUGGCUGAAAGCGGGAAGCAGGCCGAUUUUGUUCUUUGCAUCGGCGAUGACAGAUCUGACGAGGAUAUGUUUGAAAUUAUCGGCAAUGCAAUCUCAAGAAACAUGCUGUCUGUCAAUACUAACGUCUUUGCCUGCACCGUUGGACAGAAGCCCAGCAAAGCGAAAUAUUACCUGGAUGACACGAGCGAGGUUAUAUUAAUGCUUGAAAACCUUGCGGAAGCUACAGACUCCCCUGUGACAUCCGAAGAUGAAAGCGAAUGAGUCCUGUUUCUCUUUGAUUUUUAAAAGAAGGUUGCUAAAUGCACGUUGUUCUUACUUAGGCAGACAUUGACUUGUUGAUGGGAUGGUCAUAGGUUUGAGUCGACUGAGGUGCGUUGGUGUUUGAUCUGUCUGCUUUUGUUUGGACAUAAGCUGUAAAUUCAUUUGUUUGAGGAAGGUGGGUUAGUUUUGUAGAAUGUUGUUUUCUUGGAUUCGUGUUUUGUUUUCUAAAAUCCAACUGUAAACUAGAAUGAAUGUUUUGAAAAUCUACUUUCAUUUAAUAAUC
Helianthus annuus (common sunflower) is the source of this 3086-nucleotide messenger RNA. RefSeq names its product probable alpha,alpha-trehalose-phosphate synthase [UDP-forming] 7. The coding region runs from base 233 to 2803 and encodes 856 amino acids. Gene Ontology annotation, cellular component: cytosol. NCBI's taxonomy places the organism in Eukaryota, Viridiplantae, Streptophyta, Magnoliopsida, Asterales, Asteraceae. Gene Ontology annotation, biological process: trehalose biosynthetic process. Gene Ontology annotation, molecular function: catalytic activity. The record is from RefSeq and is a predicted model, not a curated record. The transcript is spliced from 4 exons.